This is a messenger RNA of Rotaria socialis, 681 nucleotides long. The record is from the annotation of a GenBank genome assembly. Lineage: Eukaryota; Metazoa; Rotifera; Eurotatoria; Philodinida; Philodinidae.
AUGUCUCUUCUUCGAUGUUUAGCAAAACAAUUAAAAGAAAUGGAAAAUGAUCCACCGCCAUUAUGUCAAGCGCGACCUGCUGCUCGACCCAUAGAUAUGUUUAAUUGGAAUGACUCGAUCCGUGGACCUAAAGGAUCACCCCCACCCCAGCCCACCCCUGGUGCCGCCACUAUUGAUUAUCCUUUUAAACCACCCCGCAUUCGUUUUACAACUCUUAUCUAUCAUCCAAAUAUUAGUACACAAGGUGAUAUUUGCUUAGAUAUUCUUCAUGAUAAAAGGUCACCUGCGUUAACAAUUCGAACUGCAUUACUUAGUUUAUGUUCGCUAUUGACUGAUCCCAAUCCUGAACAUGGUUUAGAUAAUGAAAUUCUCAAUGUUUAUCGUACAAAUAAAAAUUUUUCAUUUCAGCCGCCUCAGAUUCAGUUUACCGUAACUCUUUGUCAUCCAAAUAUUUGUACAACAGGAGAAAUCCGUUUGGAUGUUCUUCAUUCGCAAUGGUCUCCUAUAAUAACAAUACGUAAUCUUCUGAUAUGGUUAUGUUCGCUACUAACAGAUCCUAAUCCAGAACGUGGUCUCAACCAAGAAACUUUGAAUUUCUAUCGAACGAAUCAAGAUAAAUUUAGUCAGACAGCUAAAGAAUGCACAAAACAUUAUGCAAUAGAGAACAAAGUAUUUGAAUAA